ACUCUAUCAAGCACACAGUUAAUCAUUAUUUAACUACAUAGGUGUGUUCUAAUUGAGAAGUUAACAUGAAGGAUACAAUACCUGAUUUACCAAAGGGUCCUUUAGAUCCUUAUAGAAAAUGUGCAACAUUUGACUGGAAAUUGUUGAAAUUCAACUUAGAAGGAGAGGAUUUUGUGAAUUUUCAGACAAGUUUGUGGAAUUUUAUGAAAAAAUCACCAGUGUUUCAAAGGCAUAUCUGUCGUACAUUAGAUGAACAACGAAAACUUUGUAAUGCUCGUGUUCGAGCAUUAAGGGAUAACAGUAUUGCAAAUCCAUUAACACAUACACAUUGGUUUAAUAUAAUGUUUCAAUACGAAGCCUCUAUACCGAUAAAAAUGGGUGUGAUGGAUGGUAUGGUACCGAGUACAAUUCUUGCUUUAGGUACUGAAAACCAUUAUGACACUGUAGAAAAAAUUCAAGAAGGACAAUAUACAUGUUGUUUUGCACUGACGGAAGUAUCUCAUGGAACAAAUGCAAAAGGAAUAAGAACUACAGCUACGUAUGAUGUGAAAUCAAAGAGUUUCAUCUUGAAUACACCUGACUUUGAAGCUGCAAAAUGUUGGAUUGGUGGUUUAGGAAAAACUGCAACACAUGCUAUUGUAUUUGCACAAUUAAUUACACCCGAUCAACAAAAUCAUGGUCUUCAUACUUUUAUCGUACCUAUUCGAGAUCCAGAUACCCAUAUACCUUAUCCAAGUGUCAAUGUUGGUGACAUGGGUGAAAAAAUUGCAUUAAAUGGAGUGGAUAAUGGAUUUAUGAUGUUCAACAAUUAUUUUAUUUCUCGAACAUGUUUAUUAAAUAGAACAGCAGAUGUUACUGAAGAUGGAAAUUAUAUAGCAUCUGUGAAAAACAAAAGCAAAAGAUUUGGUGCAUCCUUGGGUGCAUUAUCUUCAGGACGUAUUACCAUUACAUCAAUAUGCGCAAAUUUUGCAUCUGUUGCAAUAACCAUUGCUAUACGAUAUUGUGCGGUAAGGAAACAAUUUGGACCAUCGGAAUUUGAAGAAUGGCCGGUUAUAGAGUAUCAAGCACAGCAAUGGCGAUUAUUUCCUCACUUGGCAGCAACAUAUGCCUUAAAAAUAUUUUCUGUUGCAUUUGUAAAUCAAAUGUGUGAAUUUAAUUUGAAACUUAUAACUGCAAAAAAUCAAGAUAAUAUUGAUAGUGAAGGUAUGGAAAUACAUGCACUAUCUUCUGCAACAAAGCCAGUAUGUUCGUGGACUAGUCGAGAUAUUAUUCAAGAUUGCAGAGAGUCUUGUGGAGGACAUGGUUAUCUUAAAAUUUCACGUUUGGGCGACCUAAGAGCUGAAAAUGAUGUAACUUGUACAUUUGAAGGCGAAAACAAUGUAUUAAUUCAGCAAGCUAGCAAUUGGUUACUGAAUCAGUGGUCAAACAUACUCAGUGGAAAACCCAUAAAUUCUCCUUUAAAAACAGCAGAUUUCCUAAAAGAUGCCAAUAAUACUUUAAUGCAAAAUUUUUCUCAUUCGACAAUUGAUGAAACAUUAAAACCAGAAAAUUUACUUUUAUCUUUUACAUGGUUAAUAUGUUAUUACUUAAAAAGAACAUAUGAACGGACACAAAGUUUAAAACGCGAAGGUUGUGAUGAUUUUGAAGUUAGAAAUAACACACAAGUAUUCUUUGCACAAACAUUAUCUUUAUUAUAUGGACAGCAUGUGAUAAUGAAGUACUUUAUAGAGUAUAUACAAAAUCCUUUAUGGAGAUCAGAAGAACGCAAUGUAUUAACAAAGUUAUGUUCACUCUAUGGAGCAGUUAUUUUAGAAAAGAGAUUAGGAGACUUUUAUGCUGGUGGUUAUGCAUCAUCCAAGAGUAAUAUGGAUAGAUUAUUAAGGGAAGGCAUUAUAAUUUUGUGUAAAGAAUUAGUUCGAGAAGCGGUAGCAUUAGUCGAUGUUUUAGCACCACCAGAUUUUAUACUAAAUUCUCCAUUGGGAAUGGCCGAUGGUCAGGUAUACAAAUAUAUUAAAAGAGAAAUGUUUAAGGACAAAGAAAACUUUGAACGACCAUCAUGGUGGAGAGAAAUAGUACGAUCAAAAUUAUGA
This is a messenger RNA of Eufriesea mexicana, 2090 nucleotides long. Its product is annotated as Acyl-CoA oxidase 3. Gene Ontology annotation, cellular component: peroxisome. Lineage: Eukaryota; Metazoa; Arthropoda; Insecta; Hymenoptera; Apidae. Gene Ontology annotation, biological process: fatty acid beta-oxidation using acyl-CoA oxidase; lipid homeostasis. Gene Ontology annotation, molecular function: pristanoyl-CoA oxidase activity; fatty acid binding; FAD binding. The record is from RefSeq and is a predicted model, not a curated record. Bases 66 to 2090 code for a protein of 674 amino acids. The transcript has 11 exons.